This is a messenger RNA of Oreochromis niloticus (Nile tilapia), 2473 nucleotides long. RefSeq names its product B-cell receptor CD22. The transcript is spliced from 9 exons. The coding region runs from base 31 to 1935 and encodes 634 amino acids. The record is from RefSeq and is a predicted model, not a curated record. NCBI's taxonomy places the organism in Eukaryota, Metazoa, Chordata, Actinopteri, Cichliformes, Cichlidae.
UUUACACUCAUAGUCUGGACUGAAACACUAAUGGAGUUGAGAGAUGCUGGUCGUCUGCUUGUGGGUCUCAUCUUUUACAUUUCAGGUGUUAAUGGAGGAGAAACCAGGAUCUGUGCUUUCAAAGGUUCAUCAGUGGAUCUGCACUGCUCACAUCAACAUCUGACUCCAAGCAGAAAAUGGUUCACUAUAGGCUGGGAUGGAUAUAAGUAUGUUCAGAGUGAGCUCUCUGUGGAUGGACAACGUGUAAUGUACAACAUGUCUGAAGAGAAAAACCCAACUUUAACCAUCAAUGAUCUAAGAGAGAGUGAUGCAAACACUUACUGCUGUAUGAAGACUACAGACAGACCACAACACUGCUGGCUCAACAGCAUUACUCUUCAAGUUGUUGCAGAGCUGCAGGUAAAGGUGAUUCCUGCCACAGAGGGACAGACAGUAACACUGAUGUGCAGCAGCAGCUGUCCUCUGACUGAAAAGCCUGCAGCCUACAUCUGGUACAAGAACAGAGAGUUUCUCUAUGAGGACUGGUCUCCCUGGUACCAAGAGCUGCUCAGCAGUGAGGAAGCAGUCACAUACUCCUGUGCUGUCAAAGGCUACGAGGAUCUCAGAGCCCCUGAAGUCUCCGUGGAUUCCAUCACACAGACAUGCUUCAGUGUGAUUUAUGCUUAUGGAAACAUUUGUUCUUAUAAUCAGACAUCAGUGGAUGAGCCGUGCACUAUCACAUACCCCAGAGAGGUUUAUGUUCAAAGAGCUUCUUCCACCUCGGGAUUUGUCACACUGACCUGUAACACCAGCUGUAAUCUGACUGACCAUCAAGCUGCCUACAUGUGGUAUCACAACAAAAUAAACUAUUAUGAGAAUCAAAAUUUUUCAACACAUAACUCUUCAACAGACACAGUGUCUUGUGCAUUUAAAAGUCACACACAUCUUCAAUCUAAGAAAGUUUGUGUUCAGGAUAAAAACUGCUGGAGAGUGAAUUAUGUCAGCAGGAGAAUCUGUGCUCUGGAAGGAUCUUCAGUGAACAUCACAAGUGAAUACUCACAUCCUGAUAACAUGAAGCCAGAGUUUAAAUGUUGGAGUAAAAAAUGGAGAAAAGAUAAAGUUGAAGUUGAAGAGCUGAUUGAGGCUGCAGGUCGUGUGGAGUAUCAGGACAACAUGAAGAACCAACACAUCCUGACCAUCAACAACCUGAAGAAGAAUGACUCAGGAGGAUACACAUUCAGAUCCAACAAAGAUCAUGAAGGAUGGACACAGUCUGAUCUGCCUGGAGUCUUUUUGAUUGUUACAGAGCUGAGAGUGAAGAUGAGUCCUUCUGCAGUGGUGACAGAGGGUCAGAGAGUCACACUGACCUGCAGUACCAGCUGUCCUCUGACUGACAACACAAACUACAUUUGGUACUUGAACAGUCGACCUCUGACCCCGAGAGAGAACCAAACCAAACAUCUGAUCCUAGACCCAGUCAGCAGGGAGGAUGCAGGAAGCUACUCCUGUGCUGUGAAAACCAACAAAGAUAUCAGCUCUGCUCCAAAGACUCUCACUGUCCAAAGUAUCACAGGAAUGUGGAUAAUUGGAAUUUCUGUAAUAAUUCUAGUUUCAAUACUUCUCUUUUUCUUCUUUUUGAUUAGAAAAAAGAGGACUACAAGUCAGUCUUCCACAAACAAAACAUCAAACAAUGUAGUGGAGCUAAAUCCUGAUCCUGUGUGUGAAGACAUCUUAGCUCAACUAAAGGUGGAGGAUGAAGUCCUCUACAGCAAAGUCUACUUCUUCAAAAGUCACACAGAUCCUCUCUUUUCCACCAUAGAGGCACUUCAGCCCGGAGAAGAGCAGCAUGCUGAUUACACUGUGGUGAAGUUUAGACAUAAAACAAGCUCUGAUGGAGAAUCUGUUGUUAAUCUAACAGAAAUAGAGACUCCACAUGGCGUUGAACAAGCUUUUUAACACACCUCUGCAACUCUCAUGUAAAAUUUUUUGCAUCACUCUUAAAUCUUCAUUUCACGUUACCUUUUUGCUGUAUUCGACACAAUUAGAUUAGGCAGUUCGAUGGGCUUCACAUGUUACUCAUAUGAAUGGAAUAAUUCAUGGUCAUGUAAAUAUUAUGCUCAUGUAGUUUUAUUUUUAUUCUAUUUUAGCAGGUCAUGUGCCUUUUGUCUCCCUUUUCUAACCGUGAGAGCAAUUACACACAAAGAAAGGUUAUUCAAUAUAACUCCUAGAACGAAGCGAUACAACAACUGCAAUAUUUGCUGUGGGGAUGACCCUCAUGUGUGUGUAUAUAUAUAUAUAUGCGCUGUUAUAGCAGAAGACACUGAAAUGUGGGAGUGUCACUGCAUUAUAGCCUUGAAUUUGUCACAGUGCAGAAUAUUUAAGUCCAAUUUGUUUUGCUUGUUUUUAUUCCUAGAAGUAUUUUAAACAUGUCUGUACAGUUUUACUUUUGCUUAUUUUAGAUCUUCUAUUUUUAAUGUGAAGCGUUUUAAAUUUU